This is a messenger RNA of Rangifer tarandus platyrhynchus (Svalbard reindeer), 1932 nucleotides long. NCBI's taxonomy places the organism in Eukaryota, Metazoa, Chordata, Mammalia, Artiodactyla, Cervidae. The record is from the annotation of a GenBank genome assembly.
AUGCUGCUUGGGGCGUCUCUGUUGGGGGUGCUGCUGUUCUCCUGGCUGGUGCUGAAACUGCCCUGGACCCAAGUGGGGUGCUCCCUGUUCUUCCUCUACCUGGGGUCUGGCGGCUGGCGCUUCAUCCGAAUCUUUAUCAAGACUGUCAGGCGUGAUGUCUUCGGCGGCACCGUGCUCCUGAGGGUGAAAGCCAAGGUCCGACGGUACCUACGGGAGCGGCGCACGAUCCCCAUGCUGUUCGCUGCCACAGUCCAGCGCCACCCGGACAAGACAGCCCUGAUCUUCGAGGGCACAGACACGCACUGGACCUUCCGGCAGCUGGACGACUACUCGAACAGCGUGGCCAACUUCCUGCAGGCGCAGGGCCUGGCCUCGGGCAACGUGGUCGCCCUCUUCAUGGAGAACCGCAAUGAGUUUGUGGGCCUGUGGCUGGGCAUGGCCAAACUGGGCGUGGAGGCGGCGCUCAUCAACACCAACCUCCGGCGGGACGCGCUGCUCCACUGCCUGACCUCCUCCCAGGCCCGGGCCCUCGUCUUUGGCAGCGAGAUGGCCCCAGCUGUCCUUGAGAUCCAUGCCAACCUGGACCCCUCGCUCAACCUCUUCUGCUCCGGUCCUUGGGAGCCCAGUGCGGUGCCCAUUGGCACAAAUCACCUGGACCCGCUACUGGAAGAUGCCCCCAAGCACCAGCCCAGCCAUCCCAACAAGGGCUUCGUAGAUAAGCUCUUCUACAUCUACACAUCAGGCACCACCGGGCUGCCCAAAGCUGCCAUCGUGGUGCACAGCCGGUAUUACCGGAUGGCCGCCCUGGUGUACUAUGGCUUCCGCAUGCGGCCCGACGACAUCAUCUAUGACUGCCUCCCCCUCUACCAUUCUGCAGGAAACAUCGUGGGGAUGGGGCAGUGCCUGAUCCACGGCAUGACUGUGGUGAUCCGGAAGAAGUUCUCGGCUUCCCGCUUCUGGGAUGACUGUAUCAAGUACAACUGCACAAUCGUGCAGUACAUCGGUGAACUGUGCCGCUACCUCCUGAACCAGCCGCCCCGGGAGGCGGAAAACCGGCACCGCGUGCGCAUGGCGCUCGGCAACGGCCUCCGGCAGUCCAUCUGGACCGACUUUCGUAGCCGCUUCCACAUCCCCCAGGUGGCCGAGUUCUACGGGGCCACGGAGUGCAACUGCAGCCUGGGCAACUUCGACGGCCAGGUGGGGGCUUGUGGCUUCAACAGCCGCAUCCUGUCCUUCGUGUACCCCAUACGGCUGGUUCGUGUCAACGAGGACACCAUGGAGCUGAUCCGGGGCCCCGACGGUCUUUGCAUUCCCUGCAAGCCAGGUGAGCCGGGCCAGCUGGUGGGCAUCAUCAUCCAGCGAGACCCCCUGCGGCGCUUCGACGGCUACCUGAACCAGGGCGCCAACAACAAGAAGAUCGCCCAGGAUGUCUUCAAGAAGGGGGACCAGGCCUACCUCAGCGGUGACGUGCUGGUGAUGGAUGAGCUGGGCUACCUGUAUUUCCGUGACCGCACAGGGGACACGUUCCGCUGGAAAGGCGAGAACGUGUCCACCACCGAGGUGGAGGGCACGCUCAGCCGCCUGCUGGACAUGGCCGACGUGGCCGUGUACGGCGUCGAGGUGCCAGGGACCGAGGGCCGGGCCGGCAUGGCCGCCGUGGCCAGCUCCUCUGGCACCUGUGACCUGGAGCACUUAGCCCAGCUCCUGCAGAAGGAGCUGCCGCUGUAUGCCCGCCCCAUCUUCCUGCGCUUCCUGCCCGAGCUGCACAAGACAGGGACCUUUAAGCUACAGAAGACAGAACUGCGGAAGGAGGGCUUUGACCCAACAGUUGUAAAAGACCAGCUGUUCUACCUGGAUGCCCGGAAGGGCUGCUACGUCCCACUGGACCAAGAGGCCUACACUCGCAUCCAGGCAGGCCAGGAGAAGCUGUGA